AUGAAGCAUCUCAGAGACAUCAUCCUCCACAGCUGCUUCCUCCUCCUCUCGCUUCGUGUCCCAGAGAUAUCUUCUUUCACUUUUCUGAAUCAGUCAACGUCGAUCGUGGCUUUGGUGAAUUCCCAUGUGGAGAUAAGUUGCUCCAUGAAAAACCACGCGAUCGACCAGCUCGGCGUGUUUUGGUAUCGAGAAACUAACAAGACUGCAAACAUGGAGUUUAUCGUGUUCGCUACAGUGCUGAACAAACAUACCUAUAACCAUGAUUUCGUCCAAGAGCGUUUCUCGGUGGCGCGGGAUUACUUCCACCGCGUGUUCACCCUGAAGAUAAAGCAGGUGCAGCUCUCAGACAGUGGCGUUUAUUACUGUAUGGUACAAAAGGCAGCACAGAUUUUCUUCGGCAGUGGAACGACCUUACAAAUUGUUUCUGUGUUGCCAACGGUUACGCCAACCCAAGGUACAACUUCAAAGCGGCUAAACGAACGUCAAGGGAAGUCUCGUGUCCCCAAAUCCAAUGAACAAGGCAUUAAAUGCAGUCCGGUAAUCUGGGGGUCCCUGGCAGGCGGAGCUUUGCUUCUUACCGUUUUCCUGGUUGCUUGUAUUUUACAUACAUAUCGUGUCUACAGAAGAUCCCGUCUGUUCUUCAGGAAGCACUCUCCAAACUAAGAAGUAAAUUUUCUGUGCCUUGUUCAAGAGAUUAAGGAAUUACAGAGAGGACAUUUCAGCCAAAGAGCAAACAGGAACAUGGACCUGGCUAUGGACUAUAUCAUCAUUUAUGUACUCAUAAUUUGCGCCAGUU
This is a messenger RNA of Spea bombifrons (plains spadefoot toad), 796 nucleotides long. Its product is annotated as T-cell surface glycoprotein CD8 beta chain-like. NCBI's taxonomy places the organism in Eukaryota, Metazoa, Chordata, Amphibia, Anura, Pelobatidae. Gene Ontology annotation, biological process: regulation of immune response. Gene Ontology annotation, cellular component: cell surface. The transcript has 6 exons. The coding region runs from base 1 to 663 and encodes 220 amino acids. Gene Ontology annotation, molecular function: MHC class I protein binding; coreceptor activity. The record is from RefSeq and is a predicted model, not a curated record.